AUGCUUUCUGAUAAUAAAAAGCUCAAUUUGUUGGAAACACAAACAACUAACACGGAGAAAGAAUUACAGGAAGUUGACGGUGAAGAUGAGAUUUCUUACGACACAGAAGAUUUGCCAGCACCUCCUACACCACCAAGCAUUUAUAAUUGGAAAAUUGUUAUUAUUGCAAUAACAGCUUCAUUUGCAGCUGUUAUUGUUGGGUACGAUGCAGGGUUUAUUGGUGGGACAGUCUCUUUAGCCUCGUUCCAAGAUGAAUUCAAAAUGGACAAAUUGUCCCCUUCACAAAAGACCGAGAUCAGCUCCAACGUCGUGUCUGUUUUCCAGGCAGGGGCCUUUUUUGGGGCAUUAUUUUUUUACCCAAUUGGAGAAAUCUGGGGAAGAAAGCUAGGCUUAAUAUUCUCGGCGUUCUUGUUGGUUUUUGGUGCCGGUAUUUCUCUUGAGGCUAAACUGUCAACGGGGUUGGCAUCAAUAUAUGCGGGAAGAGUGAUUACCGGUUUAGGUGUCGGUGGUUGCUCUGGUAUGGCUCCUAUAUACAUAAGCGAAUGUUCUCCAGCAAAGAUAAGAGGCAGGCUAGUAGGAAUGUGGGAGAUGUCGUGGCAGAUUGGUGGUAUAGUUGGCUACUGGAUUAAUUACGGAGUUUUACAAAAUCUACCAACAAGCAGAAAACAGUGGUUGAUUCCAUUCGCAAUCCAAUUGAUUCCUUCAGGUAUUUUCUUUAUUGGAACGAUUUUCAUUCCUGAAUCUCCACGAUUUUUGGUGUACAAAGGCCAAAUUGAAAAAGCCAAAGUCAAUUUGUCACAAUUGAGAAGUAUCCCAAUGGAACAUCCAUAUUCAGUUUAUGAAAUGGAAAAUAUAAUUAAGGAUGUUGAAGACAAGAAGCUGAAGUUGGCUAACGAUGGGUUUUUUGCACCCAUUUUGAAACUUUUCCUUUCUAGAAAGUUGUUAUACCGCUUGUUGUUAUCAACUUCAUUGUUUCCUAUGCAAAAUGGAGCAGGUAUCAACGCAAUCACUUAUUACAGUCCAGCUAUUUUUGCAUCAUUUGGAAUAACGGGACUGAAAGCUGGAUUGUUGUCUACUGGUAUUUUUGGCAUAUUGAAAGCUUUUGCUGCCUUGGUUUGGAUGUUUUGUAUUGUCGAUCGGUUGGGGAGAAGGACAGCAUUGAUAUAUUUCUCAUUUCCUUGUUCAAUAUGUAUGUGGUAUAUUGGUGCCUAUAUAAAGAUCGCCAAACCUGGUUUAAGAGUGGCGAAUGGCGACACACGCCAAGACGCUGGUGGUAAAGCAGCACAAGCAAUGUUAUAUAUAUGGACUAUAUUUUAUGGCUCCAGUUGGAAUGGUACUCCUUGGGUUAUCAACUCUGAGAUAUUCAGCCAGGAAGUGAGAACAUUGACUCAGGCGAUAAACUCAAUGUCCAACUGGUUUUGGGCUUUUAUAAUGGGCCGGUUUUCAGGUGAAGCCGUUGAAGCUAUUGGCUACAAAUUUUAUUUUAUUUUUGCAACUUGCAUGGCCGUGUUUCCAAUUGUCAUUUUCUUUUUGUAUCCAGAAACAAAAGGAGUGCCAUUGGAAGCGGUUGAUUACUUGUUUGAAGUUCCCGCUUGGAGAGCCAGAUCUUAUGCCAUGGCAAAAUACCUGAAAGAAUACCAGAAACAGGACUUACCCACAGAUAUACGGAUUUGA
This is a messenger RNA of Candida dubliniensis CD36, 1674 nucleotides long. It is a transcript of the gene HGT16, whose product is annotated as Hgt16p. Gene Ontology annotation, cellular component: membrane. The record is from RefSeq and is a predicted model, not a curated record. Gene Ontology annotation, biological process: carbohydrate transport; transmembrane transport. Gene Ontology annotation, molecular function: carbohydrate:proton symporter activity. NCBI's taxonomy places the organism in Eukaryota, Fungi, Ascomycota, Pichiomycetes, Serinales, Debaryomycetaceae. The transcript has a single exon. Bases 1 to 1674 code for a protein of 557 amino acids.